GAUGGUGAUGGUGAUGGUGACGGUGAUGGCGAUGGAAGGAGAACCAACGAACCACAUUUUCGCUCGUGUUCGAAUUCAAUCUUCUUCCUUUCCUCUCCAAUAAAGCGCAGCAUACGGCACGCAGAUGCGCGUGGUUGUGAGGAAGAUUAGUUGUUUGCGGCGGAAUUGAUGGAGGCUUCUUCAGCGCUGAGGAUUUCGCAUUCAAGCUGCUCCAUUUCGAGUGUUGCUCUAUUCGCUAAGAGCAAAGGUAGAAGCAGGCACUUGAAAUGGCGGUCUGCGUCUCGGAAAUCGAUGUCUUCUGUUCGUCCUCGCAGGUGCUUUGUGGUCACGAAUGUGGCUAGCGAGAAGCAGACGAGAAAUCUCGAGGAUUCUGCGGUCCUCGGAGAGGACGAAGAUGAAGGUGUAGGUUUAGAUGCUCUGAGACCAGAUUCUUCAUCUAUUGUAUCGAGUAUAAAGUAUCAUGCCGAGUUCAGUCCAUCGUUCUCGCCGGAACGAUUUGAGCUUCCGAAAGCGUACUACGCCACCGCUGAGAGUGUUCGUGAUAUGCUGAUUGUGAAUUGGAAUGCUACGUAUAAUUAUUAUGAACAAUUGAAUGUCAAGCAGGCAUACUAUCUCUCCAUGGAAUUUCUUCAGGGUAGAGCAUUGUUAAACGCAAUUGGUAAUUUGGAGCUAACAGGAGCUUAUGCAGAGGCACUGACAAAGUUAGGGCACAAUUUGGAGGAUGUAGCCAAACAGGAACCUGACGCUGCACUAGGUAAUGGUGGAUUAGGGAGGCUUGCUUCUUGCUUUCUAGAUUCUAUGGCCACACUUAAUUACCCGGCAUGGGGUUAUGGACUAAGAUACAGAUAUGGUCUAUUCAAGCAGCUUAUCACCAAAAAUGGUCAAGAGGAAGUUGCUGAAAAUUGGCUUGAGAUGGGCAAUCCAUGGGAAAUAGUGAGGAAUGACAUCUUCUAUCCUAUCAAAUUUUAUGGAGAAGUCAUUCAAGGUGCAAAUGGAAGGAAAGAAUGGGCUGGAGGUGAAUCAAUUAUAGCUGUUGGCUAUGAUGUCCCAAUACCAGGAUAUAAAACUCAAACCACCAUCAACCUCAGGCUGUGGUCGACGAAAAUUUCUUCAGAAGGUUUUAACUUGCAAGCUUUUAACGCGGGAGAGCAUACAAAAGCAUAUGAGGCAAUGACAAGAGCUGAAAAGAUUUGCUACAUUUUGUACCCGGGGGACGAAUCGUAUGAUGGGAAGACGCUUAGACUUAAGCAGCAAUAUACACUAUGCUCAGCUUCUCUCCAGGACAUUAUUGCAAGAUUUGAGAAAAGAUCAGAGGGAGCAGUAAAUUGGGAUAGUUUCCCUGAUAAGGUUGCUGUUCAAAUGAAUGAUACUCAUCCAACCCUUUGUAUUCCCGAGCUGCUACGGAUCUUAGUAGAUGUGAAAGGUCUCAGCUGGAAAGAAGCAUGGAAUAUAACCAAAAGAACUGUAGCAUACACAAAUCACACAGUUCUACCUGAGGCUCUGGAAAAAUGGAGUUUGAAUCUUCUCCAAGAACUUCUACCCCGGCAUGUUGAAAUUAUUAGAUUGAUCGACGAAGAGCUUAUUAAUGAUAUUGUGGAUGAGUAUGGUACCGAAAACCUGGAGAUGCUGAAGGAAAAGCUUAAGCAGAUGAGGAUUUUGGAUAACAUUGAACUACCUUCUUCAGUAUUAGAAUCACUCAUUGAAUCACAAGAAAGACUCAUUAAGAAUUCUGUUGAAGAAGAAGAAGAACAGGAGGAGGAGGAGGAAGGGAAAGAAGGUUCUGAAUCUUCUAAAGUGGCAAAACCUACCGCUAAAGAAGAAAUCAAGAAUCCUAAAGAAGAUGUAAAAUCUAAAGGAAAGAAGGCCGAUAAUUCGAAAAAGAAAGAAGUGAAGGAUCCUAAGAAGAUAGUAAGCUCCGCAUUUGAAACCGACCCAAAACAAGCUCAGUUGGUUCGCAUGGCUAAUUUAUGUGUUGCUGGAGGACAUGCUGUAAAUGGAGUAGCAGAAAUUCACACUGAUAUUGUUAAAAGAGAAGUUUUUAAUGAAUUUUACAAGUUAUGGCCCGAGAAAUUUCAGAAUAAAACUAAUGGGGUGACACCUAGAAGAUGGAUCAAAUUUUGCAAUCCAGAGCUCAGCCGAAUCAUAACAAAGUGGAUAGGAUCAGAAGACUGGCUAACAAACACAGAGAAGUUAGUCGAAUUGCGAAAGUUUGCUGAUAAUGAUGAACUCCAGUCCGAAUGGAGAGAGGCAAAGAUGAGCAAUAAGAAGAAGAUUGUGUCCUUCAUCAAGGAUAAAACAGGAUACAAUGUCAGCCCUGAAGCAAUGUUUGAUGUGCAGAUAAAGCGCAUACACGAAUACAAGAGACAGCUAUUGAAUAUCUUGGGCAUUGUUUAUCGCUACAAGAAGAUGAAAGAAAUGAGCCCGGAGGAGAGACAAAAAAAAUAUGUCCCAAGAGUUUGCAUAUUUGGAGGAAAAGCAUUUGCUACAUACAUCCAAGCUAAAAGAAUCGUGAAAUUCAUCACUGAUGUUGGAGCUACCAUAAACCACGAUCCUGAUAUCGGCGAUCUUCUCAAGGUUGUGUUCGUCCCCGAUUACAAUGUCAGCAUCGCUGAAGUCCUUAUUCCCGGGAGCGAGCUCUCCCAACACAUCAGCACUGCCGGAAUGGAAGCUAGCGGAACGAGCAACAUGAAAUUUGCGAUGAAUGGCUGCCUUCUUAUCGGAACAUUAGACGGAGCCAAUGUCGAAAUCAGACAAGAGGUUGGAGAAGACAACUUUUUCCUCUUUGGCGCUCGCGCCGAUGAAAUCGCUGCUCUUCGCGAAGAACGAGCUAAAGGAAAGUUUGUUCCCGAUCCAAGAUUCGAAGAAGUGAAAGCAUAUGUAAGAAGCGGCGUAUUCGGUCCAUACAACUACAACGACCUGAUGGGAUCCUUGGAAGGGAACGAAGGCUAUGGCCGAGCGGACUACUUCCUCGUGGGCAAGGAUUUCCCCGAUUACAUCGAGUGCCAAGACAAAGUCGACGAGGCUUACAGGAAUCAGAAGACAUGGACGAGGAUGUCGAUUUUGAACACGGCCGGUUCGUACAAGUUCAGCAGCGACAGGACGAUCCAUCAAUACGCGAGAGACAUAUGGGGGAUUGAAGCUGUGACAUUGCCAUGAAAACCAGCUUGAAGAUAAUGUAUGGAGACUGCAUUGCAUUAAAAGGUAUUCCUGUUCUUCCUUACAUUAUAUAUUAUUACUUUUGCUGAUCAUUUUCUCGUAUCGUAUUAAUUCAUUAGAGUCAUAUAUAUAUGAUAAUAUAUCGUCAGUUUGGUAUAGAAUUUUUCUGUGGGGUUGAAUGAAUAAAAUGCUUCUCAUGCAACUCUGUAUUUAACCUAAAUUAGUGUACUAUUGUAUUAAGCAAUUUUCAGGCCCAUAUUAUUAUUUUUUUUAUUAGAAAGUUUGCUUGUUUGGUUUGAGUA
This is a messenger RNA of Andrographis paniculata, 3458 nucleotides long. Its product is annotated as alpha-1,4 glucan phosphorylase L-2 isozyme, chloroplastic/amyloplastic-like. The transcript is spliced from 15 exons. Gene Ontology annotation, molecular function: glycogen phosphorylase activity; pyridoxal phosphate binding. NCBI's taxonomy places the organism in Eukaryota, Viridiplantae, Streptophyta, Magnoliopsida, Lamiales, Acanthaceae. Gene Ontology annotation, cellular component: cytoplasm. Bases 169 to 3156 code for a protein of 995 amino acids. Gene Ontology annotation, biological process: glycogen catabolic process. The record is from RefSeq and is a predicted model, not a curated record.